UUUUUCAGCAGCAGCAGCACCCAGCGGCUCACACGGAAACAUCAUCAUGGCAGCGGAGAGCGACGUGGUGUCUGAAAUCGAGGUGCUGCAGUCGAUCUACCUGGAUGAACUGCAGGUGGACAGGAGAGAGGACGGGGGCUGGGAGGUGAGCCUGGUCCUGUACCCGUCCACUGCGGAGGACUCUGUCUCCCAGUUUGUCCGACUCACCCUGACACUGACCCUCGAUCAGCAGUAUCCCUCGUCUUCUCCAGCCAUCUCCAUUCAUAACCCCCGGGGGCUUUCUGAUGACAAGCUCAGCAGUGUCCGAAAGUGUCUUCAGUUGGAGGCUCAGUCCUGUCUGGGUUCGGCAGUGUUGUAUCAGCUCAUUGAGAAAGCAAAAGAAAUCCUGACUGAAAGCAAUAUUCCUCAUGGAAAUUGUGUCAUUUGUCUCUAUGGAUUUCAGGAGGGAGAGACGUUCACCAAGACGAGCUGCUACCACUAUUUCCACUCCCACUGCCUCGGUCGCUACGCCAGCCACUCCGAGAGGGAGCUCCGCCAGAGGGAGAAGGAGUUAGAGGAGGACAAGACCAGAGAGAGAACAGACUAUCAGGAGCUGACUGUGGUGUGUCCAGUGUGUAGAGAGCCUCUGGCAUAUGAUGUUAAUCAGCUUCUGUCAUCCCCUGCACCCCAGCUGCCUGAGCUGGACGAAGCAGCGAUUGGUUCAGAUUUUCAACAAAAGUGGGUCGAACUCCAGAAGCUUUUGGAAAGACAGAGGGCCAAAGGUGGGAUCAUUGACCCGGAGGUGGAAUCGAAUCGUUUUCUCAUUCAUAUCAAUGAGGCUCCAUCUGUCGCUGAAAACGGAAACCUGGACGUAAAUAUCUCCACUGGCCCUGCGGUACCCUCUGCUUCUAAUGUUUCCCCUGAUGAAACUGGUAUCAGAGUGGACCAGUUUGUUCCUGGACUGUCCCACUGCAGAGGUGGUCAGGGCCAGAGGCAUCACAACCAGGUGAGGGGGCCGAGGAGAGGCAGGUCCAGACCUCAACACGGAAGAGCCGCCCCCAUCACAGAGCAGCUGGACAAACUCGCUCUGUCCUCAGACUGCACUGAAAGACCAACAAAAGCUCAAGCUCAAGCCCAAGCCCAAGGUAGCCAUGGCCAUCAGAUGCAAGUACAUGCAGAGUUAUGUCAGCCAAAGACAGGCAGGGAGGUCUACGCAGGGCAGCAAGAGAGGCAGGUUUCUCCCGACGGUCAGCCAGUGUGCAGGUCGGCUCUGGAGACCGGAUGCCAAAGAGAUGCUGCAGACUCUGCCGGCGGCCGUGGUCAUCGUGGACGGAGAAAGGGCCCUCACCGAUAUGUCUCGCACAGCGGGGGCCCUGGGCCCGCGCGAUGCCACUGGGACGGGCGAGCUUCGAGAAGCAGAGGAGGCGGGCCCCACCGGGGUCAUGGCAGGGGCUUCCAACAGAAGGUGGUAGAGAGAGAGAGGGCAAGAGAGGAGGUGCUAUGACAAAGGGCAACAGGAGGGCCAAUGAACAAAUGUACGUGUGCCUCCAUUAUGAGUUUGAAUAGAUUAAAACCCUGCAGCAGAAAUGACAUUCGCUGUAGUGUCCUAACCUCCCGCACAUCGCCGUUAUCCUGGUCUCUGAUAUGCCCUUUCAUGCACACUAAUAUCAGAUACCGAUGGUUGUUGUUUUUUGUUGUGAUGCAAUAUGACUUGAAAGAACCGCAAAUAAAAUUUUCUCUGGAUGUCAGU
Xiphias gladius (swordfish) is the source of this 1729-nucleotide messenger RNA. It is a transcript of the gene rnf25, whose product is annotated as ring finger protein 25. Gene Ontology annotation, cellular component: nucleus. Bases 47 to 1483 code for a protein of 478 amino acids. The record is from RefSeq and is a predicted model, not a curated record. The transcript is spliced from 10 exons. Gene Ontology annotation, biological process: protein ubiquitination. NCBI's taxonomy places the organism in Eukaryota, Metazoa, Chordata, Actinopteri, Istiophoriformes, Xiphiidae. Gene Ontology annotation, molecular function: protein binding; ubiquitin protein ligase activity.